This is a messenger RNA of Amphiprion ocellaris (clown anemonefish), 2533 nucleotides long. Its product is annotated as moesin-like. The record is from RefSeq and is a predicted model, not a curated record. The transcript has 15 exons. Gene Ontology annotation, molecular function: actin binding; cell adhesion molecule binding. Gene Ontology annotation, cellular component: filopodium; microvillus; plasma membrane. NCBI's taxonomy places the organism in Eukaryota, Metazoa, Chordata, Actinopteri, Pomacentridae. The coding region runs from base 220 to 2007 and encodes 595 amino acids. Gene Ontology annotation, biological process: positive regulation of protein localization to early endosome; regulation of organelle assembly; positive regulation of early endosome to late endosome transport.
GAAGUGUUCAAGGAAGGUGAAGGCUGCCUCUUUAAAACGUGUGGGCCCGAGUUGCCAUUGGAUUAACUAAGGAGUUCUUGGGAACAAUACAAUGGCCCAUUCUCACUCAGCAUAAUCCUUGUAGGUAUUGCAAGCAGUUUCAUAUGACUCUGAAGAGAAAAGGGCUACAACAAGCGCCUAUCCGAACAAGUGUCUCGGCUACAGAUUAAAAAAAUACAAAUGUCAACUUCCCCACCAACAUCUUGCGAUUGGAUGCUCCUGGUUGAACAGAAGAAUAUAAAUGUCCGAGUUACAACCAUGGAUGCAGAGCUGGAGUUUGCCAUUCUGCCCAGCACAACUGGCAAACAGCUUUUUGACCAGAUAGUGAAGACGAUCGGGCUGAGGGAAACAUGGUUCUUUGGCCUUCAGUAUCAGGACAGCAAAGGCUUUUCCACCUGGCUUAAGCUGAACAAAAGGGUGACAGCUCAGGACGUGAAGAAGGACAACCCUUUGUUGAUCAAGUUCAGGGCCAAGUUUUAUCCCGAGGACGUCGCCGACGAACUGAUCCAGGAGGCAACGCAGCGCCUCUUCUUUCUGCAGGUGAAAGAAGGUAUCCUAAAUGAUGACAUAUACUGUCCUCCUGAGACUGCCGUACUUUUGGCCUCAUACGCAGUUCAGGUCAAGCAAGGAGACUACAGGAAAGACUAUCACGUACCGGGAUACCUCACAAGAGAGAAGCUGCUGCCACAGAGGGUUUUGGAGCAGCACAAGCUGAACAAGAGUCAGUGGGAGGAAAGAAUCCAGGUGUGGCAUCAAGAGCACAAAGGAAUGCUGAGAGAGGAUGCGAUGGUGGAGUACCUGAAGAUAGCCCAGGAUCUGGAGAUGUAUGGUGUCAACUACUUCAGCAUCAAGAACAAGAAAGGGUCUGAGCUGUGGUUAGGAGUGGAUGCUCUAGGGCUGAACAUCUAUGACAAAAAGGACAAGAUGACCCCAAAGAUUGGAUUCCCCUGGAGUGAGAUCAGAAAUAUUUCCUUCAAUGACAAGAAAUUCCUCAUCAAGCCGAUUGACAAGAAAGCUCCGGACUUUGUUUUCUACGUACCUCGUCUUCGCAUCAACAAACGUAUCCUGGCGCUGUGCAUGGGGAAUCAUGACCUGUACAUGCGCAGACGUAAACCUGACACCAUUGAAGUGCAGCAAAUGAAGGCCCAAGCCAGGGAGGAGAAGAACAAGAGACAAAUGGAAAGGGCUCUGCUCGAGAGUGAGAAAAAAAAGCGAGAAAAUGCUGAGAAGGAAACAGAGAAGAUUGCUCGUGAGACCAUGGAGCUCAUGGAGAGAUUGAGACAGAUUGAAGAACAGACAAAGAGAGCUCAAGAUGAGCUGGAGGAGCAGACCCGUAGGGCGCUUGAGUUAGAGAAGGAGCGAACAAUUGCUCAGGAGGAGGCUGAGCGCCUGGACAAGGACCGUAGAGCUGCAGUAGAGGCUAAAGCAGCCCUGCUACACCAGUCUGAAAGCCAGAUCAGGAACCAGGAAAGCCUGGCCACUGAGCUGGCAGAUCUUACCUCUAAGAUCUCCCAGCUGGAAGACGCCAAGAAGAAAAAGGACGACGAGGCUAAAAGAUGGCAGAAAAGGGCAAUGAUGGUAGAAGCAGAUUUGGAGCGAACCAAAGAGGAGCUGAAAACUAAACUGAUGGGUGUCCACAUCCAGGAUUCAGUCCACACCCACAUGCACGACCACGAUGAGACAGAUGAGAGCAGCGCCGAGGCUAGCGCCGAGCUGACUUCUCCGGGCAUGGUCCGAGAUCGCAGCGAGGAGGAAAGAGUCACAGAAGCUCAGAAGAACCAGAGACUGCAGAAAAACCUCAAGUUCCUGAGCACUGAGCUGGCUGCAGCUGUAGACGAGAGCAAAAAGACCCCCAAUGACCUGAUCCAUGCUGAGAAUGUGAAGGCAGGCCGCGACAAAUACAAGACCCUGCGUCAGAUUCGUCAGGGCAACACUAAACAACGAAUUGAUGAAUUUGAGUCCAUGUGAGAGAGUCUACAAUCGGCCCACUCAGACCGAUGGCUAGAUAGGGAUAGAUGAUGGCUUGGAUACAUGUAGAGAUUUUAGAAAUUGCAGACUGUUGCAUUAGUAUUAAAUUAACAUCACGUAAUUGUUUGAAUGUGACAACAAAUGAUAUUGUGUUCUGAUGUCUCUAAAGUUUACGAUUUUCAUAGCUUGCCAUUUCAUUAGAAAACAAGUCACCACUGAGGAAAAGAAAACUGUCCUUGGAAAUACAUUUUUAAUUUCGCACAAACAAAAACCAAACACUCCCAGUCUAGUCUAGUGUUGCAAACAAAUAAUACUAAUUAUCAUCAUUGCUCUUUUUUCUUAUUAAAAAAAAAGAUUUGCUGUUGUCGAUCUGAUUAGACACAACUGCAAUUUCAGUAUGCCAUAUGGAAAACCUUAUCAAUGUUGAUUAAUUGAAGCAAUGACAUUUAAGGCAAUUGUUAUUAUUCCAACUAGAUGUGAAAUUCUGUCUUCUUUAUCUCGGAAAUAAAAACAAAGAGAAACACAA